AUGUUUUUCCUCAAAGAAGAGACCAAGGUGAUCUCGAUGCACCCGUCCUAUUUCGGACCCAACAUGCGAGAGUACCUCAUCGGUCGACUCAACGAGGAGGAAGAGGGACGGUGCACAGGUGAUCACUUUGUGAUCUGUGUCAUGGACAUGGUCGAUAUUGGCGAAGGGCGGGUGAUGCCUGGAAUCGGACAGGCGGAAUACACCAUCAGAUAUCGUGCGAUCAUCUGGAAGCCGUUCCGUGGCGAGACGGUCGAUGCUAUUGUUACCUCCGUUAAGCCUACCGGUAUCUUCACCCUAGCGGGCCCAUUGUCCGUCUUCAUUGCGCGAAAGAACAUCCCCUCCGAUAUCAAGUGGGAGCCCAACACUGUGCCGCCGCAAUACACUGAUCAUGCCGAUCAAGUGAUCGAGAAAGGAACCAGUCUGCGAUUGAAGAUUCUCGGUGUCAAGCCCGACGUGGCAGCUAUCAAUGCCAUUGGCACCAUCAAGGAGGAUUAUCUUGGACCUUUGUAA
Molecule: messenger RNA, 510 nt
Organism: Penicillium crustosum
Lineage: Eukaryota; Fungi; Ascomycota; Eurotiomycetes; Eurotiales; Aspergillaceae
Product: DNA-directed RNA polymerase II subunit RPB7
Exons: 4
Coding region: 1-510 (169 amino acids)
Biological process (GO): DNA-templated transcription; positive regulation of translational initiation; positive regulation of nuclear-transcribed mRNA poly(A) tail shortening
Cellular component (GO): P-body; RNA polymerase II, core complex
Molecular function (GO): translation initiation factor binding; single-stranded DNA binding; single-stranded RNA binding
Source: RefSeq, a predicted model, not a curated record